Molecule: messenger RNA, 1481 nt
Organism: Gekko japonicus
Lineage: Eukaryota; Metazoa; Chordata; Lepidosauria; Squamata; Gekkonidae
Gene: MRPS24
Product: mitochondrial ribosomal protein S24
Exons: 4
Coding region: 20-538 (172 amino acids)
Biological process (GO): translation
Cellular component (GO): mitochondrion
Source: RefSeq, a predicted model, not a curated record
UUGGGUGGCACCUGUCAAAAUGGCGGCGCCCUUGUGGAGACCGGCGUGGCAGGGCUUACAGGCCUUUUCAGGAAAACUUGACCGUAUUUCCUGGAUCCUUUGUUCAAGGCAGGGUUUCCAGACCACAGCUACCUGUCAUAAGAAUCGAGCGGCUCGGGUUCGUGUUGGGAAAGGAGAUAAGCCUGUGACAUAUGAGCAAGCCCACCCACCCCAUUAUAUUGCUCAUCGCAAGGGGUGGCUCUCCCAACACACAAGUAAUCUGGAUGGCGAGAGUGGAGCUGCCGAGCGCACAGUGGAGGAUGUCUUCAUUCGCAAGUUCAUUUAUGGCACCUUCCAUGGCUGUCUUGCCAAUGAAAUUGUGCUGAAGCGCCGUGCCAAUACUUUGAUCAUCUGUGCUAUUUUUGUACAGAAGCUGCCGCCCUCUAAGUUCUAUUUCCUGAUUGGCUACACAGAGGUGCUUCUCUCCUUCCUGUACAAAUGCCCUGUCAAGAUGGAAGUGCAGACAGUCCCUAACAAAGUUGUCUAUAAGUAUCUGUAGUCUUGGCUAGGUGCAGCUCCAGUGGAUCCCUGAACCAAGGCUGAAUUGGACUUCUUGCCUAGCUCAUGUUGCUUCCUGGCCAGUGAUUCCCAUGGACCAGUUACCAGGGACUGGGAGGAGCUCCUGCUUGAAGAAUGCAAAGUUUGCAAGUGGAAACUCAAAGGACUUGUAUCUUGGCUUGGACUUGGAGAGGAGGUGGGGUUGGAUGUUGAUGCAGUCCAAACAAAGAGUACUUGGUGCCCCUACAUGUAGUUGUUUGUAGAUCACUGUUUCCUGAGCCUGCAGAAUGUAUGGUUGCACUGCCAGGCAACUGAAGCCUAUUGAAAACUCUUGGCUGAACCCUUGCUAAUUUGCUACAGGAAAAGGGGCUUGAAAUCUCUAUGCUGCCACAGGAGUCUCAGCACUUACACAGGCCAAUUCAAAGCAUCUCCCCCCCCCCCACGCUGAAGCCUUUUGUCUUGCAUCUUGCACUUCAAAGGCAGUAAUGAAAUGUCUUCUGGGUAGCUGUCCUCUUGCCCUCACGCCUCCUAUGGGAGCUCAAACUGUCACUUUCAGUUAGAUGAGUGGAGGUGAAGACUAGCUGCUGGAGGCAAAACUUUCCAGGCUGAGGAUGGUUAACAUAACACUGGAAGGGGGGCAGGCCCAUCAUUGUCAGCCAUCAUCAGGGCAUAGGAGGGGCACUUUCUGACACUUGCAUAACUGCAUUCCAGACGUUAUACCAAAUCAGAGUAGUCCUGCUGCAGAGAGAGAAAAAUGCAUCCCCCCCCCCCCCAGCAUAGAUGCAUUGCAGUUUGGCAUGCUGAGAAAAUGUAAAUUCCAUGGGUUACAUGUCUGAAGAUUCCUAAAUUCCAUGUAGCAAAGGAGCAGCAAAUGUAUGUUACAAUAGAAUGCCUGGGAAACUUCUGAACAAGAGAGAGCCCCCCCCCUACCGCUUUUGUAGUGA